AUGAGCCUCGGGGGCUCCCCAAGCGCCUGGCGCCUGGAUGCGACCAGUGAGCGCGCCUCGUCGCCACCGCCCGAGGAAUUAGCUGUUACAGUCACAAUUGAAGGGAAAGACAAGACAAAACAUCUCCAAGUUUGCAGAUUAGCAAGUGAACGUCUAUCAACAAGGCUACAGAAGAAAAGAUACCGGAAUUAUAGAGAGCAGCUGAGUUUGACUUCUAAAGCGUCUGUGAAGAUAGAGGUGCACAUGUACCUUAGAAGGGGUAUUUUAGUGCCCUUUGGAGAAAUGCCCCAGAGUGGUAUUGAUGGAUAUGAGGUAGUAAGAAGUUGGAGCUCCAAAUCUCCUGUCAGCCUCAAGAUGAGUGUUGUUGACAAGAGGAUAUUCUUUCAGACUCUUCCUCCAAACAGAUUUGCAGAAAAGACCCAGUGCUCCCCUCCUCCUCUGUUUUGUCUUUUUGGGGGACAUUAUCAGGAGACCUAUGAUCCUCUUCUGGAAGCAUCGGCCAUUCGAGAGCAGUUAAACCACUAUCGGAAUGUGGCUGAAAACGCCCACAGUGAGCUGGCAGCAGCUUUGGUCAAGUUUGAAUGUGCUCAGUCUGAGCUUCGUGACCUCCGAUCAAAACUGCUUACCAAAGAAGCUUCCUGUCAAGAGUUGAAAGCUGAAGUGGAGAGCUACAAGGAAAACAAUGCCAGAAAGUCAUCCCUCCUCACCUCUUUGAGAGAAAGAGUCCAGGAGCUGGAGGAAGAAUCUGCAGCGCUUUCCACUUCAAAAGUGAGAUCAGACAUCGCAGUACACAACGCCAUCAAGGAGAACCAGGAGCUGAAGAGGAAGGUCGGAGAGCUCCAUGAGAAACUCCAAAAGUGCUUAAGAGACAAUGAGGAGACUAAGAAUCAAGCAUCAGAGAGUUGCAGGAAACACGAGGAAUUUCUGGCUCACCUGCGUGACAGCUUAGCACCAGACAAGAAGAAUGAAGAGGCAGUCGAGGAAGAUUUGAUUCUGAAGCUUCGAGAGCUGUGCAAGGAACAUGCUUCGGCAAAAGGCCAGAUUGUGACUCUGGAAGAGGUGGUAGAUGUCCACGAGAUGGAGGCGAAAGCCAGCAGAGAGACAAUCAUGAGGCUGGCUUCAGAAGUUAGCAGAGAGCAGAAGAAAGCCGCCUCUUGGAUGGAAGAGAAAGAGAAGCUGAACCAGGACUGGCUCAGUGCUGUUGAGGCAAAGGAAGCUAUUGAAAGAGAGGUUAAAGCCCUCCGAGAAAGGCUCCUUGCUGGGCAGCGGGUCUGGGAUGCCUCCAAGCAGGAGCUGAGCCUUCUGAAGAAAAGUUCCUGUGAGCUGGAGAAGAGUUUGAAGGCCAGUCUGGAUGCAGCCUCAGCUAUGCAAAAUCAAUACUCCUCAUUCCGGGAGAAAAUCAUUGCCCUCCUGAGGGGCAGCUUGGGUGGGAUCGGAUCCACAGAGGACGCCGUUUUGGAGAGGAUUCGAGAACUGGGCAUCCAGGAAGAGAGCAGGAAAAGGAUGGUUUCCCAGCUUGAAGCCCAAAUAUCUGAGCUUGUGGAACAGUUGAGAAAAGAAACUGGGUUUCACCAGAAAGCUCUCCAGAGGGCCCAGAAGGCUGAGAACAAGUUGGAGACUCUUCAGGGUCAGCUAACACACCUGGAGGGAGAGCUGGAUUCUGGAGAUGUUUUGCGAGACAACUUGAAUGUUGAGAAGCAAAAAUACCUUAAAUUUCUGGAUCAGCUCUCAGAGAAAAUGAAAUUGGACCAGAUGGCAGCUGAACUUGGCUUCGACAUGCGUCUGGAUAUGGUUUUAGCUCGAACAGAGCAGCUGGUCCGCCUUGAGAGCAACGUAGUCAUUGAAAACAAGACCAUCACCCACAACUUACAGAGAAAGCUAAAGCUUCAGAGAGAAAGACUGGAGAGCAAAGAGCUGCACAUGAAUCUUCUGCGGCAGAAAAUUGCCCAGCUGGAGCAGGAGAAGCAAAUGCGGACCCACUUGGCUGUGGAGAGGGAUGAGGCCAACCUCUCCACAAGGAAGUUACAGAAGAAGGUGGAGAGGCUGCAGAAAGAGUUGAGUGAGUGCCGAGACUCCAACACAGAGCUCAAAGCCAAACUGGCUGACACAAAUGAGCUUAAGAUUAAAACUCUGGAACAGACCCAAACCAUUGAAGGCCUAAAUAAAUCCAGAGACAAGCUGGAGAAGAUGAAGGAGAAAGCUGAGAAGCAGCUGAUGUCAGUCAAAUCAGAGCUGGACACCACAGAGCGUGAGGCUAGGGAAAAGAAGAAGAGAGCUGACAGCAUGCUCCAGGUGGUCACUAGUGAAGCGAAUACCCUGAGGAAGGCUCUGGAAGAAGCCGAAAAGAGAGAAAAGCAGCCGCAGCUGCCUGCCCUCUAUCUAGCAUGGGCCAUGUUGGCAUUCAAAGAACCUUGUUUACAACAUCCCAGAUCUGCUAGCACACCCCAGGGCUUUAACCUCUGGAAGGAAACCUUAUCUCCAGCAGAGAUUAAGUUGCAGGGAAGCGGUUCCCUGAAUGGCAAACAGUGGCACUCAGAGUUGCUAGCCAAGCAAACCCAGAUUUUUGUCCCCUGUGCCUGUCUCAAGGAUGCCACCAUUGGUCGGGAAAGGCACUCCGAGGGCCACUUGAAACUUCUAAACUGAACACCAUAGUCUCUCUGGAGGAAGACAACUCUAAGAGAUAGGAUACACCUGUCUAGUUCACAAAAGUCCCCAAUCUUUGAAAUUGAAACAGUGUAUGAAUAUGUAUACUUUGAUGAUGAACAAUUGGGAAUACAUCAUUGGUUUAAAAAAAAAAAAAGGAAGCUCUAGGGUCUGGGUGGUGGCUCACCUGGUUGAUCAUACACGUUAUAUUGUACAGGGACCUGGCUUCAAGCCCCUGUCUCCCUCUGCAACGGGGAAGCAUUAAAAAUGGUGGACCAGU
Molecule: messenger RNA, 2923 nt
Organism: Erinaceus europaeus (western European hedgehog)
Lineage: Eukaryota; Metazoa; Chordata; Mammalia; Eulipotyphla; Erinaceidae
Gene: CCDC170
Product: coiled-coil domain containing 170
Exons: 16
Coding region: 1-2643 (880 amino acids)
Biological process (GO): microtubule cytoskeleton organization
Cellular component (GO): Golgi apparatus
Molecular function (GO): microtubule binding
Source: RefSeq, a predicted model, not a curated record